This is a messenger RNA of Penicillium macrosclerotiorum, 924 nucleotides long. RefSeq names its product Major facilitator superfamily domain general substrate transporter. Gene Ontology annotation, molecular function: transmembrane transporter activity. The record is from RefSeq and is a predicted model, not a curated record. Lineage: Eukaryota; Fungi; Ascomycota; Eurotiomycetes; Eurotiales; Aspergillaceae. The coding region runs from base 1 to 924 and encodes 307 amino acids. Gene Ontology annotation, biological process: transmembrane transport. The transcript has a single exon.
AUGAGCAGCCUCAAUCUUGUUACCCUCGUGUUCUUCUUUCCAGAAACUAAAUUCCGCUCUGACAAGAGAUUUAAAAGCCCGGAAAAUGAGCCAAGGGAUCUCAAUCCGAAGCAAGGGCUCGAGCAUUUGGAAGUCUUUGAGAAUCGUCCCACAGUUGCUGGCCUGGGACGACCUUCCAAGUCUCAAUUUAUGUUAUGGCAGCAACCGGCAAGUGACUGGAAGACAUUUUUGCUACGUGAUAUUGUGUCUCCCUUCAGGGUCUUUCUCUUCCCUAUCAUAUUCUGGGCGGGCCUGAAUGUAGCCGGUCCAGCAAAUCUCUUGCUAUUCUGGAAUCUUACAGAAUCCUCUGUGCUCGGGUCUGAGCCUUACAAUUUUGACACAGCAGCGGUGGGAUAUUCUAACUUUUCCUUCGCGGUCGGAGGGGUUAUUGGAUUAGCAACGGCUGGGCCCUUCUCCGACUGGGUCGCGAUGAGAGCCACUGCGCGCAACGGCGGAAUACGUGAAGCAGAAAUGCGCCUUCCUGCUCUUGUUCCUUAUUGCAUAACAACGGUUAUUGGGAUUGUUAUAGGUGGCUUAGGCUAUCAGAGAUCGUGGGACUGGCCUCUGAUACUGGUCAUAGGGUAUGGUUUCAGCGGUCUUUGCGUCACAGCCGUUCCGACCAUUGCGGUCGCUUAUGCUGUUGAUUGCUAUAAACCUAUUUCAGGUGAAAUCAUGGUUGUAGCCACAGUGAUCAAGAAUACUUGUGGAUUCGCAAUGAGCUACUGGGUUUCACCACUGGCCGCACGUAAAGGCUGGAUCCCGCCCACAAUGGUUGUGCUUGCCUUGACUGUGGGGCCUAUUUUGUUGGGCAUUCCCGUUUAUUUCUUUGGCAAACAUCUUCGAAGGUUCACUCAAAACUCGCCUGUACAUUCAUAUAUUGGAUAA